AUGGAUUUUGUAGCGUUACCCAAAAUCGAGCUUCAUGCUCAUCUCACAGGCAGCAUCUCCCGCCAAACCCUUCACGAGAUAUGGCUCAAGAAGCAUGCCGCUGGAGAAACAGACCUAGAAGAUCCUCUACUCGUAAUACCAGAGGGAAAGCAUGAUUACAAUCUCGAAACCUUCUUCCCCCUCUUCAGCAAAUACAUCUACGCCCUCCUCACAGACGAACCCUCCCUCCGCCACGCCACCACAUCCGUCCUACAAUCCUUCCUCCUCGACGGCGUCGUCUACCUCGAACUCCGCACAACCCCCCGCUCUACCCCGUUCCUCUCCACCACGCAAUACAUUUCCAUCCUCCUCGACACAAUCUCCUCCUUCGAAACCUCCAAUCCAUCUCUUCAUACGCGCCUCAUCUUAUCCAUCGACAGACGGCAUGACUUCGCCACCGCUUCGUCAAUCCUCGAUCUGGCGCUUUCUUUGCCCGAAAACAUCGUGGGUCUCGAUCUCUGCGGUGAUCCGGCGGCUCGUCCUGCGGGCGAAGUAGGGCUAUUCACGCCCUUGUUUGAAAAGGCAAGGGAGGCUGGGUUGGGUAUUACGGUGCAUUUCGCAGAGGCGGAGAGUAGUGCUUCGCCGGAGGAGUUGAAGACUUUGUUGAGUUGGAGACCGCAUCGUUUGGGCCACGUUAUUUGCGAAGACGAAGAUACGAAGCGCGAGAUUGCGCAUCGAAAGGAUGAACUGUGUUUGGAAUUGUGUUUGAGCUGUAACGUGCACGCGGGAAUGGUGAAGAGUGGGUUUGAGGGCCAUCAUUUCGGCGAGUGGAGGGCCGUUGAGGGCGUCAAGGUGUCUUUGGGAACCGACGACGUAGGCAUCUUCGGCAGCCCCCUAUCCAACGAAUACCGCCUCGUUGCCCAACACUUCCGCCUCGAUAAAUCUCAAAUCUGCGCCCUUGCCAGAGAACCCAUCGAUCACAUCUUUGGGGGCGACGUCGAAAAGGAGAGAUUACGACAAAUCAUGUGGCCUUGA
This is a messenger RNA of Trichoderma harzianum CBS 226.95, 1014 nucleotides long. RefSeq lists its product as hypothetical. The transcript has 4 exons. The record is from RefSeq and is a predicted model, not a curated record. Gene Ontology annotation, biological process: adenosine catabolic process; inosine biosynthetic process. NCBI's taxonomy places the organism in Eukaryota, Fungi, Ascomycota, Sordariomycetes, Hypocreales, Hypocreaceae. Gene Ontology annotation, molecular function: adenosine deaminase activity. Bases 1 to 1014 code for a protein of 337 amino acids.